Molecule: messenger RNA, 925 nt
Organism: Arachis duranensis
Lineage: Eukaryota; Viridiplantae; Streptophyta; Magnoliopsida; Fabales; Fabaceae
Product: two-on-two hemoglobin-3
Exons: 3
Coding region: 86-667 (193 amino acids)
Biological process (GO): oxygen transport
Molecular function (GO): oxygen carrier activity; oxygen binding; heme binding
Source: RefSeq, a predicted model, not a curated record
GCAUCUACGCGAACUCUGCGAGCCUUAUAUAUAUAUAUUGCAGAUUUGUAAUAACAGCUAGCUACGCAUAACAAACACUAACACGAUGCAGAGUCUGCAACAGAAAGCGGCGGAAUGGAGCGGAGUGGCAACGGACGACGCUUUCGCCAUCGACGAAACCAAUCUGUUUCAGAAACUUGGCCUUCAAACAUUCAUUAGCCUCUCCACCAAUUUCUACACCAGGGUAUGUGAUGAUGAGGAAGAAUGGUUUCGUUCAAUCUUCGCUAAUUCUAAGAAGGAAGCCGCUAUUCAAAACCAAUACGAAUUUUUCAUCCAAAGAAUGGGAGGCCCUGCUCUCUAUUCUCAGAGAAGAGGGCAUCCUGCUCUAAUUGGUCGACAUCGACCGUUUCCAGUCACGCACCAAGCUGCAGAGAGGUGGUUGCAUCACAUGCAACAAGCGUUGGACACAACUGCAGAAAUAGAUGAUGACUCAAAGAUAAAAAUGAUGAACUUUUUCAGGUUUAUUUUCUGUCACACAGUGCAACUUCAUAUAUAUAGAUGCUUGUUCAGAUCCUAUUUUGCUUUCCUUGUUAUUUUUUUUAGGCACACUGCAUAUUUUCUGGUUGCUGGAGAUGAACUGAAGAAUCAAAACCAGCAAGUGCCAUGCAAGCAUGCAGCAGGAAGAUAACAAUAACAUUCACCAUAAUCUUAUUUUCAUUGCAUAUUUGGAGAUCAGCUAAGGAAUCAAAUCAUACCAAUACCAAUGGCCAUGCAAGCAUGAACCUGGAUCAGAAGGUAGAGCAUCCAUGUGUAAAGAUUUAACAUUUUUAUCAGAAUAGGAUAUUCAAAAGAAUGAAAUGGUCAUUCUCUUUGGAAUAUUAAAAAUGCUCUUAAUAUUAUGUAUAUUUUUAAGCACCAUUUAUAAAUGUUAUCCAUGAAUAAGGCA